Messenger RNA from Ramularia collo-cygni, 2082 nucleotides. RefSeq names its product related to Conserved oligomeric Golgi complex subunit 6. NCBI's taxonomy places the organism in Eukaryota, Fungi, Ascomycota, Dothideomycetes, Mycosphaerellales, Mycosphaerellaceae. Gene Ontology annotation, cellular component: COG complex. Bases 1 to 2082 code for a protein of 693 amino acids. The record is from RefSeq and is a predicted model, not a curated record. Gene Ontology annotation, biological process: intra-Golgi vesicle-mediated transport. The transcript has a single exon.
AUGGCAACCUCGUAUUUUUCAGAUCGGCUGAACAGCAGCGGGUCGACGCUGUCCCCGUCAACACCCGGCAACAGAUCCAAUGCUCUUCAGAAUCGAAUCACCAGUGUACUCUCGGCCUCGUAUGCGGAUCUCGAGAUUCGAGAUGCCUUGGCCCUUCWCGACGAGCGUGGGCUGCACAACUCGGCCGAGACGAGGAGAAAUCUCAGGCUUGACAUCCAGGAGGAGCUCAUACAAUGCAAUGGUGAGGUUGUGGAUGAUUUUGGCCAGGUUGCCGCACAGCUACAGCGGAUGGGGAACACCAUUGCAAGCCUCAAUAGCAGCUGUGCCGAGAUGAGAAAGCAUAUUGUGGCCGCGAACCGCGAGACCGGACCAAUGCUGGACGAAGCGAAGACAAUGACAUCUGAAAGACGACAGGUCGAAUCAAAGCAGCAGCUUCUUGAUGCUUUCAAUGCCCACUUCGUGAUGUCGGAUGCAGAUCUUGCUAAGCUGACCUCCACCGCCGAACCUGUCGAUGAUGACUUCUUCCGCAUCUUGACCCGAGUUAAGAGGAUACAUGGAGACAGCCAAAUUCUACUAGGCUCUGAGAACCAGCGUCUUGGUCUCGAGAUCUUAGAGCAGAGCUCCCGUCACUUGAAUGCUGCGUUCCAAAAGCUUUACAGAUGGAUUCAGCGCGAGUUCAAAUCUCUUGAUCUCGAAAAUCCUCAAAUCAGUGGUGGCAUUCGACGCGCCUUGAGAGUGCUCGCUGAGAGGCCGACUCUGUUCCAAAACUGUCUGGAUUUCUUCGCAGAAGCUAGAGAACGCAUCUUGUCGGGUACAUUCUACGCGGCUCUUACCGGCGGACCAGUAGACCCUCGUCAUCCUGUCUUGGGCAAGGCCAUUGAGCUAUCUGCGCAUGAUCCUCUGAGGUACAUAAGUGACAUGCUAGCAUGGGCUCACUCCGCCACCGUCUCUGAACGUGAGGCCCUGGAGGUUCUCUUCAUCUCAGAAGGAGAUGAAAUCGCCAAGAGUAUCCAGGCAGGCAUAGAGUCGGAACCGUGGAUGCGGUCGCAAGCAGACGGGGACGAUGGUGUAGAGCCGGUGUUUGAUGGUCGUAAAGCACUGAAUGAGCUUGUGGAUCGUGAUCUAUCUGGUGUGUUUCGUCAGCUCCGCCAGAGGGGAGAGCAAGUGGUGCAGAGCCAUGAGGAUGCAACUCUAUCCUACAAAAUCUCCAACCUGACGACAUUCUACACGGGCAUGUUUGCCAAUCUUCUAGGCGAWAAUUCGUCUCUCCUUGACAUGCUGCGACCUCUGGCUGAGACCGCACUGCGCGCUUUCCGCUCUACCAUGCGAGAUCAUGUAGCCAACCUCCAGACCGACUUCAGUAUCAGCCCUUCUGGAUCGGAUCUAAGUCCCCCGGACUUCCUCACGGAAGCACUUUCAACCCUGCAAGUGCUGAUGAAAAGCUACGACACGCACUCAACGGUCCAAUCAACUCGCGCAGAGCGUAUUGAGGGCUUCCAACCUAUUCUUCGCGAAGCCUUGGACCCGUUCCUCGCAGGCUGCGAAAACCUCACCAAGCGUCUACGCAGUCCUAGCAGUCACAUUUUCGCGCUGAACUGUCUCCAUGAAACCCAAUCAACUCUUCGUUCGUAUCCUUUUGCCGACAAGAGCGAAGAGUUGCAGCAACGCAUCAGAUCCCACGAGGCUGAGCUCAUUGAUUCUAUGCACAACUGGUUUCUCGCGAAAUCCGGGUUGAAAUAUCUGGUCGAUAAUGUCAGUGUCACCGAGGACCUGGCCUCGAGCUACAAAGAUCCGAGUCAGUUGGCCUCUAUUGCACAACAAUUGGACGCAUUCUUGCCGACUGCGACUGAAGAUGCGAGAGCUUUUAUCGGUGGGCUGAGUGAUAGAAUCAUGGUCCGACGAGUCAUUGAACAAGCGGCCGAACGGUUUGUCGAGGACUUUGAUGCCGUGGAGAAGCUAAUUGUCAGGGCCGAUGAGGUCAAGGGGAAGAUGGCCAACGGUGACGAAGAGCACGAGGAUGAAGUGCGUCUCUCAACUGUGUUCCCGCGUACCGGGGACGAGAUUAGAGUGCUUUUGAGCUAG